AAGAAUCUUUUCAAAACUUAAAAAGACGCAAUACUAUCAACUCUGCCUUCAGUUUUGUUUGUCAUUUUAUUUCGAAAAAGAUGUAUUUUUCCCGGUUCAACCCUACUUUUAAUUCCUAUAGAUGUUUCUCAAGUUAACAUCUAUCAGUCAUGAUCCGUGCUUUUAAGAGCUUAUCUUUAGUUUGUGUCACACAAAUAUACUGAAUGUUUAAUGCUAAGCAGGAGUAGUACUUGUCAAUAAAGUGAUCUUCUCGUGGAAUUCUGAUGAGGCAAGCCAGAAACCACGAGCGGAGGCAGAAAGGAAAAGCCGGGCGUCGAAUUAUGCACGAGUUUCCGAUGUUUUGAUAGGCCAAAGGUUGCUUGAUGAAUAAGUGCAGCACUGAGUUACUGUAAGCCAUGCUACUGUUUCAAGUAAUCUUUCUAUUUGUUGUCGCUGAAUUAAGCUGUCUUCGACAUCCAGUUGUUAAUGGAGAGGGGAAUUUGGCUGAGAUUUCGUCGCAAAAGACUGACCUUCAAACACACAGAACCAAGCGGUGGUUGUGGCCUGGGUGUGGCUUUAUCCCAGGAUGUGAGAAAUGCAACGAUGGACUCAUUUGCAAGAAAUGCAGGACUGUCUUCAUCCCUGUAGAAUACGAAAGGAGCAAAAACACCAUCAUACGAUGCAUUCGCUCUUGUCCCAUGGGCUACAAUAUCACGUCUAGAAAGGGAUAUUCCAAGAUAUGUGUGAGAACAGAGCUUGGUUGUGCUGCAAAACACUGCGACGAUUGUCUCCCCCACAACCCGGUCAGCUGUGCGAACUGCUCAUCGGGAUAUUAUGCACUCCAGAAAAGGAUUAUGGGAGAUGUGAAAUGUGUGAGACAGUGCCCGACUGGCUUCACGUCGACCGUAAAGAAGGAUGGGAAAAAGAUUUGCAAAGACACACAGUCAAAAUGCCAGUCCAAUGUACCCAACUGCGCCAAGUGCCUUGACAGUUUUCGAUGUCGGAAAUGCAGGAAUGACUUGCAUGCCUUUUUUAACAAAUCUGGCAUGGUUUGCGUACGAAACUGCCCGAGAGGCCUUGUCGCCGCAAACUCUAGCUACUUUGGAAAAUACUGCAAGAAAACACUAGUGGAAUGCCAAUCCGUUUUAAACUGUGAGAGAUGUCCUGACAAAAUCAACUGUCGUAGAUGUAAGCCGAGAUAUUUCAGGAUCAAAUUAUCGGCUUUCUCCAACUCGACGUGUGUUUCCACGUGUCCUGCUGGGUUCGCAAGAAAAGGAAGGAGAUGCCAACGGAUUACAGAAGACGGCUGUGGUGACGAAUAUUGUUUGACCUGCAAGGAAGGCUGGUAUCGAGUCAAUUAUAAUAAAAGGCACUGUCAACGCAAGUGUCCCAGAGGUUUCUUUACUCUUGGCGACAAACAAAAAUUCUGUCUCAGAUGCAUAGCCCACUGUGAGGAAUGUGUUAAUGGUUUUGACUGCACCAAGUGUGAGCCAGGAACAUCGAAAAUUGUCCAGGGACUACAUACGACUUGCGUGAAAAGCUGUCCGUUUGGUUACACGAACCAUGGAAACGUGAAAACAGGAAAUGUCUGUUUACUUAAGAGGUAAGUGAAAUGACGCAACCCUAAGGCGUACAUGGAUGGGUGCUGAGGUCGGAAGGUUUCGUAAAAGCUGUACCUAUUAGAAAAAUUGAGAAUGUUAGAAUUGAUCCCAUCAGAUAGCAGGCAACAUUGCCAGUUUGGAGUCAGUUUGGAGUCAGAUUGGGUCUAUGAUGUUCUGAUCGUUGAAGGCAGAGGUCAAGAGCUUUCUUGCUAGAAAUAUCUGGUGUAAAUACUGCUUGGUAAUGGUUCAUAACAAAGCCAGUAUUGC
This is a messenger RNA of Orbicella faveolata, 1847 nucleotides long. RefSeq lists its product as uncharacterized. The record is from RefSeq and is a predicted model, not a curated record. NCBI's taxonomy places the organism in Eukaryota, Metazoa, Cnidaria, Anthozoa, Scleractinia, Merulinidae.